AUGAGUAGAAAGUUUUAUAAUAGAUUUGGAUUUUUUCCGAAUAGUCAUGACGGUGACAGACGACAGGAUGAUAAAGAUAGUGGUGAUGGGGAAGUUGACGCCAGGGAGGAUAGAUCUGAAGGGGGUUUGGGGGUGGUUAAGAAUAUUCCAUAUCCUUCAAAUAUUGAUUAUCAGAUUCCUGGCGAUCUGCAAGAUUAUAGACCAAAUCGCAAUGUUCACAGAAAUAUGGAGGAGAGUCAUGUGCAUAGGGUUGGAAGGGUUUCCGACGUGGUUUCUCCAGGCAAUGGGAGGCAGUAUAGGACACGAUUAGGCCAAUUUAACGAUUCUAUUUAUUAUGGGGACGUCAAUAACGUCAAUAACAUGGAGACUAGUCUUGAAUCUGUUGGGAUGGAUCAUGGUCGGCACAAAGAUACAUUACCGAUACUGAGAAAUACUGAGAUGCAAUACGUAUACGGCAGCGGACGAGCAUAUAGUCCUUUUGCACAGAAUUAUCAGAAUGAUCUAGAGGAGCGGUUGGGGUAUAUUGAUCAGCAGGGAGAUGAUUAUCAGAUUAUUUCAUAUUUAGAUAGCCAUGGGGAGGUGGUUAAUCCUUACGGAAAUCGUCAACUAUUGUUCGGUUACGGUGAUGGUGAUUACCAGUAUGAUGAAGAGGGGUACAAGGGCUCCAGUGACCAAUUUGGGAGGCUUGCAACCAAUAGUGAAACUAAUGAUAUGACCACGACUCCGGUCUUUGGCAGUUCUCCUGGCGCGAACACAAUGGCUUUUCUCGGCGGUACUGAUGAAGAUGGUAAACAGCAUGAUUUAGGGUUACUUUGGACGCCUAAUCAAACUGAAAAAGUCAUAAGGAAGUUUAAAUUGUGGCAUGGUAAUUUCGUCUUUGACUGUCCAAUUAGUGAGCGUUUAGUAUUGGAAUAUGCUCAUGGUAUGAGCGACGGGCAGCUAACAAAUGAGUACAAAUUCAUGAGAUAUCAAGCUGUGACCUGCGAACCAAACGACUUUCAGAAUAAUAAUUUUACAUUACGUCAAUUGAAGUAUAUGUCGCCUCGCCGGACUGAGUUGAUGGUAGUGAUAACCAUGUACAAUGAAAACGACAUUUUGUUGGCACGUACUUUAAAGGGAGUGAUGGACAACAUAAAGCAUUUUACUAAAAGAAAACGAUCUUCUGUCUGGGGGCCUGAUGCUUGGAAGAAGAUUUGUGUUUGCAUCGUUUCAGAUGGAAGGAAUGCGAUUAAUGAACGUGCGUUAGCCUUAAUGAGUGCAUUGGGAUGCUAUCAGGACGGAUUUGCAAAGGAUGAAAUUAAUGGGAAAAAAGUUGUUGCACAUUUGUAUGAACACACCACCAAGAUAAAUAUAUCGCGAGUUACUGGUUCCAAAGUCAAGCUAUCAUGUGGCAAGAAGACUGUUCCAGUCCAAUUGUUAUUUUGCUUGAAGGAACGGAACCAAAAAAAGAUUAAUUCUCACCGUUGGGCCUUCGAAGCUUUUUCAGAAGUUUUGCAACCAGAAGUAAUUACCUUAUUAGAUGCUGGUACUAUGCCUGGAAAGGAUUCAAUUUAUGAGCUAUGGAGAGAGUUCAACGAUCCAAAUAUCGGUGGUGCAUGCGGAGAAAUUAAAACAGACCUAGGUUUAGGAUAUUCCAAGUUAUUUAAUCCCUUAGUGGCUUCACAAAAUUUCGAAUAUAAGAUGUCCAAUAUUCUAGACAAAACGACGGAGUCCAAUUUUGGAUUUAUUAGUGUCUUGCCAGGUGCUUUUUCAGCUUAUAGAUUUUCCGCACUAAAGGGUGAACCAUUAAAAAAGUACUUCAUGGGAGAGAAUUUGAAUUCGACUGUUUUCGUUUCAAAUAUGUACUUGGCAGAGGAUAGAAUUCUAUGCUUUGAAAUUGUGACUAAGAAGAAGGCUCAAUGGUUAUUAAAGUAUUGCAGAUCGUCAUACGGGUCCACCGACGUCCCUGAACGUAUUCCGGAAUUCAUAUUACAACGAAGGAGAUGGUUAAAUGGUUCUUUCUUUGCUGCGCUGUAUUCAUUUGUUCAUUUUUAUAAGAUCUGGACAAGUGGUCACAGUCUCUUGAGGAAGGUUUUGUUGAAUAUCGAGUUUCUUUAUUUGUUUAUCACGAUGCUAAGCGCUUGGUUUUCAUUAAGUUCAUUUUUCUUAGUUUUCAGGAUCUUAACUCUCUCUCUUACGAUAUCAUAUCCGGAGCAUGUUAUUUUCCGAGUUCUUUCAGUUGUAUUCCUAUGGUUAUAUGGUGUUAACGUGUUAAUUACAUUCAUCUUGUCUUUAGGAAAUAAGCCAAGGGGUACUCCGAAAUUCUAUUUGGUGACGUUCAUAUUCUUCGCAAUAUUGAUGAUUUACAUGUUAUUCUGUGCGAUAUUCUUGUCUGCAAAUUCCAUCUUAAAACUCAUGAGUGAAAAUAAACUGACUUUUCAAGGCUUAAUCACGAGUGAAACUUUCAGAAACUUGGUGAUCUCAAUGGCAUCGACUUAUUGUCUAUAUUUCAUGGCUUCGGUUGUGUACUUACAACCGAUUCACAUGUUCACUUCUUUUAUUCAAUACGUCUUGUUGAGCCCUUCAUACAUUAACGUUUUGAACAUAUAUGCGUUCUGUAAUGUUCACGAUAUAUCUUGGGGUACUAAAGGGGUACUUGCAAAGCCAUUGGGGAAAAUUCAAUCGAAGGAAGACGGUACUGUGAAUAUGGAAAUCCCGGUAUCAUCUCAAGAAAUCGAAUACAACUACGAAAAAUAUAUGGAACUUCUCACAGAGUCUGCUCCGAAUAACACUGAAGAGAAGCUAUCUUUCGAAGAUGAAAAGAAUUCUUAUCUUGCCACUGUUAGAUCAGUGGUAAUUAUCUUUUGGAUUAUUUCGAACUUUAUUAUCAUAGCCAUUGUUUUGGAAACAGGUGGCAUUGGACAAUAUCAAAUCAUGAAUCAAAUCUACCGUACUGAAAGUCAGACUGUAAUUGUCUUGCCAAAAAAGGCAAACAUAUAUUUUUCCGUUAUAUUAUGGUUGGUAGGGUUUAUGGCGGCUGUCAGAUUUCUUGGUUGUUGUAUUUAUAUGCUAAAGCGAGUUUCUAGAAGACUCCGGUGCUGGUAA
Messenger RNA from Eremothecium cymbalariae DBVPG#7215, 3084 nucleotides. RefSeq names its product chitin synthase I (gene CHS1). Lineage: Eukaryota; Fungi; Ascomycota; Saccharomycetes; Saccharomycetales; Saccharomycetaceae. The transcript has a single exon. Gene Ontology annotation, molecular function: chitin synthase activity. The record is from RefSeq and is a predicted model, not a curated record. The coding region runs from base 1 to 3084 and encodes 1027 amino acids. Gene Ontology annotation, cellular component: cell periphery; cell septum.